This is a messenger RNA of Ictalurus furcatus (blue catfish), 1964 nucleotides long. RefSeq names its product FERM domain-containing protein 6-like. Gene Ontology annotation, biological process: positive regulation of hippo signaling. The coding region runs from base 50 to 1606 and encodes 518 amino acids. Gene Ontology annotation, cellular component: cytoplasmic side of apical plasma membrane; cytoskeleton. The record is from RefSeq and is a predicted model, not a curated record. NCBI's taxonomy places the organism in Eukaryota, Metazoa, Chordata, Actinopteri, Siluriformes, Ictaluridae. The transcript is spliced from 14 exons.
AAAGUCAUAGCAUAGUCUCAGAGAAGAAAUUCAAGAGAUUAGUGGAUUCAUGUGCACGAUGCUGAAAAAAGUAAAGAACAUGCCGAACUCAGCCCAUCAGACCUUUACUUUGUGUGUGGUGGUUUUACCCAACAAGACGCAACUCCACAUUGCUGUUGGGUUAAAGUGUAGAGGACAAGAGGUAAUCAGCCAACUCUCUCAACUACUUGGUAUUACAAAUCUGUCAGAUCUGCAUCUUUUUGGCCUGAGUUUGGAAAAGGAGAAGGACCAUCUAUUCCUCGACCUGGAGAAGAAACUAACCACAUACUUCACUAAAACAUGGAAGAAGACAACAUUGCCGGGCAGGGUGGUUCUUUAUCUAAGAGUUCAGUACUACAUAAGAAAUGGUCGGCAAAUCAUAGAUGGGAAGGUCCGCAGUCUGUACUGCGCUGAUCUGAAAAACAGAGUUUUGAGCUCCCAGUGUUACGGGCAGGAAGGUCUGUACUUCCAGCUGGCUGCCUACGCCUUACAGGCAGACUUGGGUGACUGGAAAGAGGGCAUGAAACCUUACUUCACUGCUCAGGACUAUUUUCCUCCUUGGAUUUUGGCAAGGCGUGGAUGUGACUUUGUGGUGCAGCACACUCCAGACCUGCACAGAGAGCUGAGGGGAAUGUCUACACAUGAUGCUUCUCUGCUCUUUAUCGAGGAGGCCUGUAGCCUGAGCGAUGUGCCUCUCACAUUCUACAGCAUGAGCAAGGGUAAAAAGGAAAACAGAGCCAGUUUGCUGCUGGGCCUGGCUUUGACAGGAGUGCACAUAUAUGACAUAGAGACAGCCAUUGGAGAAUAUCACCUUUUGUAUGAAUUUGCCUGGUCGAGCAUAGAUUGUCUUAAAUUUCAGGGCCGAAGGUUUGAGAUAAAGGUUGAUUCUCUGGCUGGGGAAGUUCUGGUGAUGUAUACGCAGUCAGUGAUGCACUCCCAACAACUGCUGAAGCACAUGAGCAACAGCCAUCGUGUGCACCUAAACACAAAACACUCAUUCAAGCAGCUGCAGACACGAGAGAGAAGGCAGCAAAGGGAGGUGUAUAUCAGGGACAGUACUGAUCCAGAAUCAGAGGAGAGUGAGGAUGAGCUUCCACCCAUCAAGUCUUACCUGGACAAGGCCCGGCAACGCCAUGCUGACACCAUGGCGACUAUCACAUUAGCAGAUGCCAGAGAUACAGCUUGGGGAAGUUCUAGAAAAGGACAAAAGAAAACAGGAAAGCAUGUCGGUAAUGUACCUUUUUGGCCACCUAUUAAUCUGACAGAUUUAGCUGGCUUAGACCAGAUUGAGCUAUCUGUUGAUGAGCCAGAGGAGAUGUUUGUUGAUGACCCUGAAGAGAUCACACAGUUGACUGAACUCCUGGAGGGUGUGUCUGUAGAUGAGCCUCCAUUAGUGACUGUGUCUCACUGGAUAGAUAUUUCAAUGGAGAUGAAGCAGGUUUUAAAGUGGAGAGCUUGCAGCCUAUCUUUGGACCAGUGCAGGGAGAGUGUACAGAACCUUAAGGUCUCACACAUGGCCAACUCUCCUGAAGAACAUGUCGACACCCUACUGACAUAUAAGCAUGGACAAGAAGACAUUAUAUUUUAAUUAUCUAACAUAAAAGUGGUUAAAUUUGUAUGUAACAGACAGAUGCACAAGGCCUACAUGUACAAAUACUUGCAUUUCCUGGUUUUGUCACCCCCCUUGCUUUCUCUUUCUCUUCUUUUUCACAUCUCCACAAAAUAUUCAAGAAACCCUCUACCAUGUCAUUUAUACACUCACCAUUGUCUAUCUUGCCAUUUUCACUGGAAUAAAUAUGUAAAUGCAUUGUCACUAGGCCAGAUUGGCUGAACAGGUCUUGGAGGUGAGCAUCUGAUAUUGAUAAAACUUAUCAGUGGCUUGCUCAAUUGGGAUAAAUUCGCACCUUUAAUAUCUGUAUACCGUGUUGAUAUUUCUGUAAAGCUGC